Messenger RNA from Pimephales promelas (fathead minnow), 3230 nucleotides. It is a transcript of the gene stambpa, whose product is annotated as STAM binding protein a. Gene Ontology annotation, biological process: protein K63-linked deubiquitination. Gene Ontology annotation, cellular component: cleavage furrow; endosome. Gene Ontology annotation, molecular function: metal-dependent deubiquitinase activity; protein binding; K63-linked deubiquitinase activity. NCBI's taxonomy places the organism in Eukaryota, Metazoa, Chordata, Actinopteri, Cypriniformes, Leuciscidae. The record is from RefSeq and is a predicted model, not a curated record.
UCUUUCCAUACGAUGCAGGAAGUAUUAUGAUAUUACACAUCAAGCUUUGUAUUCCACGAUGUCUAAAUAUGAAGAAUACAUUUAAGAGAAUUACAGCAAAGCGUCGUUGAAAGCUUAAAGGACUGCGUUGAAAUCAGGCAGGAGACAGCAUGUCUGAGCACUGUGACUUCAGUCUGACGUCUGAGGAGAGGGUCCGCGCUCUCACCAAACUGGGCAGCUCUGUGGACAUCAGCGAGGAUGUGCCGCCCCGCAGAUACUUCCGCUCAGGGAUGGAAAUCAUCCGAAUGGCCUGCAUCUAUGCAGAGGAGGGGAAUGUCGAGCAUGCAUUUAUUCUGUACAAUAAGUACAUCACGUUGUUUAUUGAAAAACUUCCCAGACAUCGGGAUUAUAAAACAGCCAACAUUCCUGAGAAGAAAGAAACAAUGAGGAAAUUGAAGGAAAUCGCCUUCCCGAAAGCUGAGGAACUGAAAAAGUUGCUUCUCAAGCAGUACGAUAAAGAACAUAGUGAAUAUCUCAUCCAAAAGAGAGCGGCGGAUGAGGCCCGGGCUCGAGAAGUGGCCAGGCAGCAGGAGCUGGAGGCCGAGCGCCAGAGAUUGGCCGAGCUGCAGGAGCGUCAGCGCGAGAAGCAGCAGCUCAGCGCCUUUGAGGAAAUGAUCCGCAGGCAGGAGCUUGAGAAGGAGCGCCAGCGCAUAGUGCAGGAGUUCAGCGUCCCGGUGUCACCCACCUCUCCCCGAGAUCUCCUGGUGCCUGAUGUACCAGGACCUCCACAGGCCUCGUUUUCACCACUGACGCCCCCUGGAGGAACCCCAAACCACGUCUCUCCAAGCUCAGGCCUCCCAGCGUUUGACCGCUCGUUGAAGCCUAGUGUUCCAGUCAGUGCAGGACACAGUGUGUUGGUAAACGGCUUGCGGCAGCUCUUUGUCCCCGCCGAGCUGUGCCAAAGGUUUUUAAAGCUGGCAGAAGCCAACACAGCACGGGCUGUGGAGACCUGUGGGAUUCUCUGUGGCAAACUGAUGAAGAACGCCUUCACAGUAACACACGUGAUCGUGCCCAAGCAGAGUGGAGGACCAGAUUACUGUGACACAGAGAACGAGGAGGAACUUUUCCUGAUCCAGGAUCAGAACGAUCUCAUUACACUGGGCUGGAUUCAUACCCAUCCCACCCAGACGGCCUUUUUAUCCAGUGUGGACAUGCACACACAUUGCUCUUAUCAGAUGAUGCUUCCAGAGUCUAUAGCCAUUGUGUGCUCGCCUAAAUUUAAUGAGACGGGCUACUUUCGGCUGACAGACAAUGGGAUGGAUGAGAUCUCGUCCUGCAAACAAAGAGGAUUCCACCCGCAUCCAAAGGAGCCGCCCCUGUUCUCCGCUAGUCAACACGUCAUCAUCACAGACGGAAGUGUGACCGUGCUGGAUUUGCGGUGAUGUCAUUGUUGCUGCUUUGGAAAAUGUGCCUUUGCUCUUGACCUCACAGUGACUGAUAAACUUGCCAAGGAGCUUCUAAUGGGUCAAAAGUCUAGCGCCGAUCAUUGCUACACUUGGCCUCUAUUACCGUGUCUUAACAGUCUGUAUUUAUUGGUUGAAUUCCGAAAAAAUAAUAUCCAAAUGUGACCAGUAAAAGCUUAAAGUUGAGGUGCAUAAUUUUUAAAACCAGCAGCAUCAAGCGUGUUUCGUAAAUAAAGAUAAGAUCUUAUGAAAGCAUAACAGAAACAUUGAAAUGCAUGGCUUCUGUGAGCUUCCAUUUAUUUAAAAAAGGUUAACUCUGUUUGAUGUUGUAAAAAUUACACACUUCACCUAAAAACAGUUUUAGUGUUCACUUCAAAACAAAAAGUGUUCUAGUACAAAUAUCUAAACAUCCUCAAAUCAAGAAACAUUUACUUGUAACAAAAUGUGUAUCUUACCCCAUUGACAGAUAUUAUUGUUUUAAGCAUAAACUUGCUUAAUUUCGAUUAAGUUUUCAGAAAACAAGACAUAGUAUCUUAAUUUUCGUUCUCAAAUAAAAGUAUCUGAUUUUUGAAUUACUGUAUAUUUGUAAAGGAAAACCAGACAAAAUACCAAGGAUUUUUUUUCUCUCUCACUUAUGCCAUCCACUUCUGUUCAUACUGGAAAUGAUUCAGACCUUUAUGUUGGUCAUAUGCCAUUGCAACCAGUUUCAGACAGACUGGCUUCUGUAUUUACUGUAACACAUGGCAAUGAGUCAUUCAGACUGUUAAAGAUCCAAAAAUUCUGUCAUUUACUCACCCUCAUGCUGUUCCAAACCUGUAUGAGUUUUUCUUCUGUUGAACACAAAGGAAGAUAUUUUGAAGAACGAUUAAAAACUAAACAUCCAUAGUAUGGGGGGAAAAUAGCAUGGAAGUCAAGGGGGUCCAUUUAGUUACAAACUUUCUUCAAAAUAUCUUCCUUUGUGUUCAGCAGAACGAAGAACUUGAGGGAGAUGGGCAGAUGUAAAUAGGGAGGAAAAACAUAUUAAUUGUCUUGUUCUUUCAAGAAAGACUAUUCAGACUAUUCUCUGUUGCUUUCCAUAACAUAUUGUUGUUGGACUUUAAUUUUUAUUUUGUAUGUGAUUUUCUGUAGCCAUGAGGUUCAUUUGAAGGUUCUGAAGCUUUGCAUUUUUUAUUAGUUAAAUGCGAACAUCUUCAUGUAAAAUAGCAUCUAUUAAGGCAAGAGACACUACAAGGAAAACCAUUGUCAGUAGAAUUGGUCAGUUUUUGAGAUUUUGGGCAGAUCAGACCAGUGAAAAUAUUGCAUUUGAAAUGGUGUUUAUUUUAUUACACUUCACAGACAAAGCUUAAUUGUCUUAAUUGAACUAUAAGGCCUAAUCCGGGCUAAAUUUAAGCCCUGUCUGUGAAACCAGGGGCAAGUGUAAUAAAAUAAACACCUAAAUGUGUAUUUUGCGCAAUCUAAAGUCAACAAAAUUUAACCAGAAUUUUGAACUUUAUCCAACAUUCAAAUUUCUGUUCUGUAAAUGUAUGCAUAUAUGUGCAUAUUUAAUUAUAUAAUGGCUCAUUUUCAUAUUUAAACAUAACAUUUCAGAAAUACAAAAUAGUUGUUUUAAUGUACUGUGAUUAAUCCACUGUGGUGAUAUCUAUUAGUAAACAUAUUUACCCUUUCACAUCACCUGUGGUGUUUUUUUUUUUUUUUUUUUUUGCCUUAAGUUGUAUUAAAGGCUUUGAAAACUGGCAUUCUUUUUAUUUCACUUAUGGACUGAAAAUAAAUAAUAUGUUUCUUGCUUAA